Chenopodium quinoa (quinoa) is the source of this 1565-nucleotide messenger RNA. Its product is annotated as antiviral protein MAP-like. The record is from RefSeq and is a predicted model, not a curated record. The transcript is spliced from 3 exons. Gene Ontology annotation, biological process: negative regulation of translation. Bases 16 to 1299 code for a protein of 427 amino acids. Lineage: Eukaryota; Viridiplantae; Streptophyta; Magnoliopsida; Caryophyllales; Amaranthaceae. Gene Ontology annotation, molecular function: rRNA N-glycosylase activity.
UGAAUACAAACAAUAAUGAGGGCUUUUGUUGUGGUAGCCAUAUCAAUAUGGUUGAUCGUCCUUGAACCAACAUUUGCAGCAUCAGAUCUAAGUUUCGAUGCAACAAGUCCUACAACGAAUACCUACUCGAAGCUAUUAAGCGACUUGCGUGAAUGGUUGGCAGAUCCAACACUCCGUUACGGCAACACCAAUGUACCAGUAAUGGCAGCAACUUUCAAAAAAAGAAAGUACCUUAAGGGAUCAGAGGGAGGAACGAUCACAAUUGGAAAGUGUCUAAAGUCGAAGACAUACCUAAUAAGCAACAAAAUGUUGUUGUUGUUGAUGAUGAUGUUGUGGAUGUAUUGUGGUGAUGGUACUAAUUAUUUGUCAAAGGUCAACAAGGGAAGUAUGAAAUUGUUGGCAGCACCAAUUUCGGUUAUAUGGUGGUGCAUGAUGAUGAUGGCUGUUGUUCCACCAUUAGCAACAGCACAAGACGGAGAAACCCUAGCCUACAGCACGGUAACAUUUGAGCUAACAAAUGGUGUUACGGGCUACCAAAGUUUUCUAACAAGAUUGCGCAAUCAAGUAGAAUCCCCAACUAGGGCUUGCACCUUACAAUCAACUCGAAACCCCCCUUUAACAGGAGCCGAAUAUGUUUUAGUAGACCUCAAAAUUAGUAACACGCAAUGGGUGACCUUAGGAAUAGAUGCCAAAGACUUAUAUGUAUGGGCUUAUCAAGACAACGUAAAAUACAAUGGAAAAUACCGAGCCACUUUCCUGAAUGACGCUCCUCAGGCUGCUAAGGACCGCCUUUUCCCAGGAUCAACGCAAAGAACCACUAGAUUCGGAGGUAACUAUAACAGCCUAGAGCCGGCUGCAGGUACAACUCGAAAGAACCUUGUACUAGGAAUACAGAACCUAGACGGAGCCAUUAGAAAAGUGUACAAUAAACAAGAGAGUGAACUAAACAAGGGCACGGAUGAGGCUCGGUUUUUUCUUAUCGCAAUUCAAAUGGUUCCAGAGGCAGCACGAUUCAGAUUUAUGGAGCAAGCCAUAGUUAGGGGGGAUAAUUCCGAUUCCUUCAAAAAGAAAAUGGUAGCUUUUCAGAACGAUUGGGAUCCGAUUUCUCAAGCUAUUCACAAAGCAGAAGCAGCAACACCUAAAUGUGUUACUAUUACACCAACUCUUAUAAUUAGUAACAUUGAUUACCGGCAGGAGGUGAAUAGAGUGGACGAAAUAAAAAACGACAUGGGCCUCCUCAAGUACAAGUCUAGCACCCUUAGUAUUAUCGGAAGCUCGAUUUUGGACGAUGAUAUAUAGUCAGAGUCUUGCAAUCUGCACUACUUCUGGUCUGUAACAAUAAAAUGGCUGUAUUCCUUAGCUUAUAAUACUUCAGAAUAAUAAUACUCUGAUCUUGUACAGUUGUACGUAAGGCUUGAUUAGCCGGCUUCAGAGACAGUUAAGGAUGUAUCAUAUCUCUACUACUUUUAAUGUAUGUACUAUUCCAUUAUUCCGUAGCUUCUUACGGAGUAUAUGAAUAAAGGGAAAUUACCCUAUUUCUCAUAGUGAGAAACAAAAUUUGAUUA